Molecule: messenger RNA, 1483 nt
Organism: Patella vulgata (common limpet)
Lineage: Eukaryota; Metazoa; Mollusca; Gastropoda; Patellidae
Product: b(0,+)-type amino acid transporter 1
Exons: 12
Coding region: 71-1426 (451 amino acids)
Biological process (GO): amino acid transmembrane transport
Cellular component (GO): membrane
Molecular function (GO): L-amino acid transmembrane transporter activity
Source: RefSeq, a predicted model, not a curated record
UAAACCUCCCUCCAUUAAAAUUGAGAGUGAGAAUGUGGCAUUGAUAAAGACUUUGGGACUUCCGGGUGCCAUGUCAAUCAUUGUAGGUACUAUAAUAGGUUCUGGAAUAUUUAUUUCACCCAAAGGUGUGCUGAACUAUACAGGAUCUGUGGGACUAUGUUUGUUAGUGUGGGUCGGGUCCGGUUUGAUAUCUUUAAUGGGCUGUUUGUGCUAUGCAGAACUUGGAACGAUGUUACCUCAAACCGGGGGAGAAUAUGUUUAUUUGAAAACAGCUUUUGGAGAUAUUCCAGCCUUCUUAUUUGCUUGGUUUAACAUUAUGAUUUCUAAGACCUCGUCCUUUGCAAUCGUCACUUUGACAUUUGCUACGUAUGCUGUAUCAUUCUUUAGCAUGUGUGGAGGACCUCAACUACCAGUGAAGCUCAUUUCUGCGAUAACUAUUAUUUUAGUCGGUAUAAUAAACAGUUGGAGUGCAACAUUAGCUGCAAGAAUACAAAUUAUUUUUACAUUCGCUAAAGUGUUAGCUUUAGUGGUAAUCAUCAUAGGGGGCUUUGUGAAGAUAGCCCAAGGUCAUACAUCAGUGCUUUCCAGUGGUUUUGAAGGAACUUUGAAUUCUCCGUUUGUCAUAGCACUGGCAUUUUACCAGGCCUUGUGGGCAUACGGUGGAUGGCAAAACCUAAAUAUGGUUGCAGAGGAAAUAAAAAACCCACCAAGAGAUAUCCCACGAGCGCUUGUUAGCAGUGUCAUAAUUGUUAUAACCUUGUAUGUGUUAACCAACAUAUCUUAUCUAACGGUAAUGACUGUUGAUGAACUUCUUGAUUCCCCAGCAGUUGCAGCGACAUGGGGAGAGAAAGUUCUGGGAGCUGCCAAGAUGAUUAUUCCUUUGUCUGUAAUGGUAUCAACGUUUGGUUCCACCAAUGGUUCAGCCUAUGUUGGUGGAAGACUUAUCUUUGCUGCUGCUAGAGAUGGAUUUUUACCCGAGGUAUUGUCUUUUCUUCACGUGAGGAAAUAUACACCCAUACCGUCUAUGAUAUUAAGCAUAACCGUCGCACUAUUGAUGAUAAUACCCGGCAGUAUAAGUAGUCUCAUUAACUUCUUUAGUUUUACUGCUUGGUGCUUUUACGGAAUGACUUUUGCAAGUCUACUAGUAAUGCGAUAUACAAAGAAGGACACCCCCAGGCCUUAUAAGGUCCCCAUAGUUAUACCAAUACUAAUGGUGUUCGUCUCAAUUUAUUUGGUUGCUGCACCAAUAAUUUACGAGCCAAAAAUAGAAUUCCUCUACGCUUUUGUUUUUGUGAUGUCUGGUCUUCUUUUUUAUUUCCCAUUGGUAUAUUAUAAUCUACAUUUUAAAUGUAUUGAUACUAUUACCAUGUAUAGUCAACUACUCCUGGAAGUAUCGCCACCAAAAUCGAAAGAAGACAAGUUGUAACCACGUUUAUUAAACGAACAAAAUAAAAUAGCUAGCACCAAUAUUAAUUUAAUAACC